Molecule: messenger RNA, 3038 nt
Organism: Notolabrus celidotus (New Zealand spotty)
Lineage: Eukaryota; Metazoa; Chordata; Actinopteri; Labriformes; Labridae
Product: kinesin-like protein KIF3A
Biological process (GO): microtubule-based movement
Molecular function (GO): microtubule motor activity; microtubule binding; ATP binding
Source: RefSeq, a predicted model, not a curated record
AUGCCGAGCAAUAAGCUUGAUAAACCGGAGGUCAAUGACGUGAAAGUGGUGGUGAGAUGUCGGCCCCUCAACCAGAAAGAGAAGAUGAUGGGCAACAGACAGGCCGUGAGUGACGAGAACCGUGGGACCAUCACAGUGAACAAACUGGACCCCCAUGAGCCUCCGAAGACCUUUACAUUUGACACUGUGUUUGGACCAGACAGCAAACAGCUUGAUGUCUACAACCUCACAGCUCGCCCCAUCGGUGAUUCAGUGUUAGAGGGAUACAAUGGAACCAUUUUUGCAUAUGGGCAAACUGGCACAGGAAAAACCUUCACCAUGGAGGGUAUGAGAGCCGUACCAGAACUCAGAGGAAUCAUCCCAAACUCAUUUGCUCAUUUUGGUCACAUUGCCAAGGCAGAGGGUGACACAAGAUUUUUGGUCCGUGUUUCAUACCAGAUUUACAACGAGGAAGUGAGGGACCUGUUGGGAAAGGACCAGUUGCAGAGGCUGGAGGUGAAGGAAAGGCCAGAUGUUGGUGUGUAUAUCAAGGACCCUCUCUGGUUAUGUUGUGACAACGCUGACGACAUGGACAGGAUUAUGACAUUGGGGCACAAGAAUCGGUCUGUUGGUGCCACAAACAUGAAUGAACACAGCUCCCGUUCCCACGCUAUCUUCACCAUCACAAUCGAGUGCAGUGAGAAAGGUGUGGAUGGAAACCAGCAUGUGCGAAUGGGAAAACUUCAUCUGGUUGAUCUCGCUGGUUCAGAGAGACAGGGCAAGACUGGCGCCACAGGCCAGCGUUUGAAGGAGGCAACAAAGAUCAAUCUCUCUCUCUCCACACUGGGUAACGAUUCUGCCCUGGUGGAUGGCAAGAGCACACAUGUUCCAUACAGGAACUCUAAACUGACCCGUCUGCUGCAGGAUUCCCUGGGAGGAAACUCCAAGACCAUGAUGUGUGCGAAUAUUGGCCCUGCAGACUACAAUUAUGAUGAGACUAUCAGUACCCUGCGCUAUGCUAAUAGGGCCAAAAACAUCAAGAACAAAGCCAGGAUCAAUGAGGAUCCUAAGGAUGCUCUACUGCGCCAGUUAAAAGAGAUUGAGGAGCUUAAGAAGAAACUGGUGGAAGGUGAAGAGAUCUCUGGCUCAGAGGGUAGUGGAUCUGAUGAGAUGGAUGAAGGUGAUGAGAAGUGGGAGGCAGGAGAAGGCCGUAGGAGAAAAAGAGGGAGGAAGAAGGUUUCCCCCGACAAGAUGGUGGAGAUGCAGGCCAAGAUCGAAGAGGAAAGAAAGGCUUUGGAAGCCAGUGGACAUGAAGAGGAGGAGAGGAACAAGGCAAGAGCAGAGCUGGAGAAGAGGGAGAAGGACCUUCUCAAAGCUCAGCAGGAGCACCACCUUUUGCGAGAGAAACUGUCAGCCUUGGAGAAGAAGGUGAUUGUGGGUGGGGACCUCCUGGCCAAAGCUGAGGAACAGGAGAAGCUUUUGCAGGAGUCUAACAAUGCUGAGGAGCGCCGCAGGAGGGCAGAGCAGCUGCGGAGGGAGCUGGAGGAGAAGGAGCAAGAGCGUCUAGACAUAGAAGAAAAGUAUACAAGCCUGCAAGAGGAGGCCCAAGGAAGACUAAAAAGUGAGAAAGUAUGGACCAUGCUGAUGGCUGCCAAAUCAGAAAUGGCAGACCUGCAGCAAGAGCAUCACAGAGAGAUAGGCCUCCUGGAGAACAUCCGCCAGCUGAGUCGAGAGCUGCGGCUCCAGAUGCUCAUUAUAGACUUCAUUCCCCAGGAAUACCAGGAGAUGAUCGAGAAUUACGUGCACUGGAACGAAGAUAUCGGAGAAUGGCAGCUGAAAUGUGUGGCAUACACUGGCAACAAUAUGAGAAAACAGACUCCUGCUCCUGACAAAAAGGAGAAAGAUCCAUUUGAGGUGGAUCUGUCCCAUGUGUAUCUGGCCUACACAGAAGAGAGCAUGCGGCAGUCUCUGAUGAAACUUGAGAGACCUAGAACUUCUAAAAGUGGCAAGGGACGACCCAAAACUGGGCGCAGGAAAAGAUCUGCUAAGCCUGAUGCUGUGAUCGAAUCUCUUCUACAGUGAAGAAAGCGAAGACAAGAGCUUGGUGUCUCUGCAUAUUUCGUGUUACUUUAGGACCAUCAGUCGUUAGUCGGGUCUUAACAAUUUAAUGUUGAAAGCUAUUUAACUGAUUAUCUGAACACUGUAUAGCCUCUAAAACUUUAAAUGUGAAGACACUGCACCUGUGAUAGAUAAAGAACUCUUGGCUAAGAGGACCUGUUAUUUGUAUAGUAGUCUACGGCUUCUUUGAGGAUGUCCAGCAUUUCUUGUUUACUUGGAGUAACAGAAGCAGUUUAAAUCAGCUCUUUUACCUGAGCAUUUGAGGAGUAACAAUUAAUUUACCAUAGAUGUAUCUCACUAAAGACAUUGUUUUAAACAUGAAAACAUGAAAACAUGAAAAAAAAGAACUGAAGACAUAUCUUCUAAAAGUGGUUUUUCAAAUGCAAUGUGUUUGGUGAGUUAUGUACCUCCAUUUAAACUGAUUUACUGGUAUGCUGGACUCAUUUUUAUUAAUGGCUGAGCUGGAGUCAAAUAAUCAUAACUGAAUUUCAACUACAUUUAAUUAACUUAUUCUACUCCAAUUCCAAGCUUAACCACAAUGAUCUUCUACUCAUACGCGUUGAGAGAAACAAAAACACUAAUGUGGAGGGAACAAUGAGAGGAGUGCUUAGUUUCAUGUAUGUAGUAAAAUAUGAUUCAUGACCAAGGGCCAUGCAUGCUUACCAGCUCUUCGGUCAGUGCCAUUUUCAAAUCAAAGUUCAAUCAAAGUUUUUUUUUUUUUUUUAAAUGUCAGAACACUUUGUUACUUGAAAUUCACCAUGCAUACUGUAUGCCUCUGUAUAAUGCACUAGUAUGUGGUUUUUGGUGGAGAAAUUUAACUUUUUUGCUGUUCUGUAGUUGAGGCAACUGACUUUAUCUCGUAACAUACUGUAUGUGAAAUGUUUACAUCCACCAAACCCAUGAAUAUUUUAUUUAGUAAAUUAUUUUUUACGUUGAGCUUA